AUGCCAAGAAAAAUACAUUAUCAAGUUGUUUAUUCAACAAGUUCAGAUGAACAACAUCCAGCUAGUGAAUUAAAUCAUCAUGGACCAUUAGUUAAUGGUUGGCAAAGUUCUCGAUUUAGUUCAUAUCCACAAGAACUUAUUUUACAAUUCGAAAAUUGUGUGCGACUUCGACGUAUACAAUUACUUUCUCAUCAAUAUUUAAUUGCGUCAAAAAUUGAGUUUUUUAUUGGAGAUUGUACAACCGAUGACACUACAACACUUGAAAAUGCACGUUAUACUCGUCUUGGAUAUAUUGAAUUAUCAAGUAAUGACCGAACAGAUUUUAAAGCACGAGAACUUAAAUCAAUACAUAUUGAUGCUGAAGGAAUAUUUUUAAAAUUAGUUAUACAUAAAAAUUACGUUAAUCGAUCGAAUAUAUAUAAUCAAGUAAGCAUUGUUGCAAUCAAUUUACUCGGUGAUGAUAUUGAUAAAGUAAAAAACAUGAAAAAAAAACUUAGCUCAAGAUCGGAUCAAAUCUCAAUUAUUGAUGACCUCGCAUUUGCAAUGUAUCAAGAUCCUGAAAUAGCUGCGAUUAUAACAAAUUUAGAUCGUAAAAAACAAGAAUGUGUUCAGGAUGAAAAAUUUGAUCAAGCUCGAAAAUUUAAACAAGCUAUUCAAGAAUUAAUAAAAAUUGGCGAACGACUUGCUCGUUAUGAAGUUGAAAAACGACAAGCUAUUGAAAAUGAAGAUUAUGAAACAGCACAAUCAAAAAAAGAUAAAAUGGAACUUUACCGUGCUGAAACAUAUAAACAACUUCAAGUACUUAAUUUACUCGAUGUUGUUAUUGAAGGUGGUGAAGGUACCGAAUUUCUAAAACGUUUACAGGAAAUUGAAAAUAAUGAACAACAACAUGAUAAUUUUAAUCAAGAGUCUCCUCGCCCAUUAAAACAACAAAAUCAUGGACGUACGCGUAAUCCAGUUCAAAUUCAUCGUUCACCAGAAUCAGCUGUUUCUUAUGUACCACCAACUUUACAAGACUCAUCAGCAUCACCAUUACCUACUGUUACAAAUGCAACACAUCGAACAAGUGUUACUGUGACUGGAGGCGGCGGUGGUGGUUAUAUAUCACCAGAUUAUCCAAAACCACGUACUCCAUAUGAAGAUAAAGUUAUUCCAACAUUAAGAAAUCGAAAUCGUGUCGAUGUAGCAAAUCUACAAAGUUCUUUAAUGGCAAGUAGUGAUGCUGGAGGAACGACUAAUGAAGAAACAGAAAGUAUAUAUGGUGGAACGAAUAAUACACAGAAUGAUGAUGCAACUGCAGAAUUAAAUCAAGCAGAAAUGAUUGAAGCUAAUCAAAUGAUGGUUGUUUUUGAUAAACAAUUAGUUGGUAAACUUUAUCAUCGAAAUCAUGCUCGACGUGAAGAAGCUUUAGAUGAAAUUUAUCAAAUAUUAAAUUCAUUUUCUGGUGAUCAAGAAGAUGCUCGUGCUCAUUUACGUGCUGGUAGUUUUGUUGUAGCACGAAUGUUUCGUGUUGAUGUUCUUGCUACAUUUUCACAAUCACUUAAACUUUUUCAUUUAUUAAUGAAUGAUUAUGUUAGACGACAUUCAAUACAAAAACAAGAUAUUAUAGCUAGUUUAGAACGUGUUUUACCUGUUUUAUUACAACGUACAGGUGAUUCAAAUGCACGUUUAAGACAACGAGCACAAGAAGCUAUUAUUGAAUCUGCAUCAUAUCCAGAAUUAAAACCAUUACAUAUAAUAACACAUUAUUGUGUAUUACCAUUUAAUAAAACAUGUGCACCAAGAUUAGCUAUAAGUCGAUGUGAACUUAUUGAAGAAUUAAUGAAAAUUCUUGAUGUUAAAACAGGUGACAAUGGCUUAAAUGUUGAUAAUGUUAGUAAAUUUUGUGCACAAGCACUUGAACAUAAUGCUGGUGAAGUACGAGAAUUGGCUAUGAAAAUUCUACUUAGUUUAUAUAAAACACAUGGAGCAAUUGUAAAACGUUAUCUUCCACCUGAUAAUGAACAGACACGUCGAAUAAAAAAAUAUCGUGAUAUAUUUGAUGCAUUUGAUCGAAUGGAUGGACGAACUGUUAAAGGAGAUGAAAAAGCAUCAACUAGUGAUCCAUCGGAAACUGGACGAAAACAAGGUGGAAUAUCAGAUGCAGGAAAACGUGAUAUUUUAAAACAACAAAAUACAGCACGUGAACAACAAAAAAAUUUUGAUGCAAAAGGAUCAACUAGUAAAUCUCGUACACCAACACGAUUCGAUCGAAAAACACCAACGACUAGUGUUGCUGAUGAAUCUGAAUUUACUCCUGAAAAUACAUGUAUUUUUUGUGGUGAAAAAAAUGAAGAUUUUGUACGCGAUGGUCUUGAACAACAUUAUUGGGCUAAUUGUCCAAUGCUACGAAGAUGUCAAGAAUGCAAUCAAGUAGUAGAAAUUGGAAUUUAUAUCGACCAUUUAUUACGUGAAUGUGGAAAGAAAGGAAAAUAUCAGCAAUGUCCACGAUGUACAGAAGCAAUUGAAAAUGAUUUUGAUGUUCAUGUUAAACUUAAAGAAUGUCAUGAAAUAAAACCAAAUACAAAUCGUUGCCCAUUAUGUCAUAUGAAUAUUCCCGAAGGUGAUAAACCAUGGCGUGAUCAUUUAAUGGGUGUUGAUGGUUGUGUUAAAAAUCCUCGACGUAUUCAAGCAUUAAAAAAGAAUAAAUAUCCUCAACAACAACAACAGCAACAAAAAUCAGUCGUUGUUCCAACAUCUCAAGUAAAUGUAAUGAAAAAAACAACAACAGGUGGACAAAAAAAAGCAACAACAACAGUUAAAUAG
Rotaria sp. Silwood2 is the source of this 2805-nucleotide messenger RNA. NCBI's taxonomy places the organism in Eukaryota, Metazoa, Rotifera, Eurotatoria, Philodinida, Philodinidae. The record is from the annotation of a GenBank genome assembly.